Molecule: messenger RNA, 1320 nt
Organism: Colletotrichum abscissum
Lineage: Eukaryota; Fungi; Ascomycota; Sordariomycetes; Glomerellales; Glomerellaceae
Exons: 4
Coding region: 1-1320 (439 amino acids)
Source: RefSeq, a predicted model, not a curated record
AUGUGCACCUCGAACACAGCCUACGAGGUCUGCUGCGUGCCUGUCGAGUCCUACGCAGCGUCCAAAAAAAAGGCUAUUGGCUGGUGCCUCUUGGUACGCGCCACCAUCCUCUACGAACUCUUCAAGCACAAAAUUCUCCCCUCCGACAUCCAGAGGCCAGACUUUGAUAACUUGGUUCUCGAAUACCUCCGGCCCCUCUGCCAUAUGGGACCCUUUCAGGCUACCGCCGUCGACGCCACCAUUCGCUUCCAGAAAGUCGUCCUCACCCAAUUCCGCGAAAAGGUCCGCCACACAGCACGCAAAUGGGUCCUCGAUAACCGCGUCGUCCAGCUACGUAAUGGCAUCCACGUUUGGAGCCCCGAAAUCACGGGCACCUGGUUCCAGACUGUCGACACCGUUCAGGCUUGGCUACGGACCCUCGGCAAACGGAACACUCGCGAUGUCGAUGCACGUUUCCCCCCGAUUCUCGCCGCCCCAGUACCCAACUCCUUGGCCGCCACGUCUAUCGUUGGUUCCACUGUCCGCUUUGUUGACCCUUGGCCUUUGGCUACCACGCCACCCUCGAUCAUCAAGCCGAUUCCGGCCCCGGGUGCAGCUCUGACUCAGGCUCUGACUUCGAUUCCCGUUCCAGCAACGCCAGCUACGAUUCCAUCUGCGACUUCAGUUUCGUCCUCGGCUCUGUCGUCUCUUUCUUCGCUGUCUUCGGCUCUGCCUCCAAACCCCACGCCCGCUCAAGCCCCGCGCUGGCCCAACGUCAACCUCGACACGGCAAUCACCAGCCCUGGCGCCAACCCCGGCUUACACGCCGACGCAAGACUCUUGUCAACCUCGAGCAGCCUAUAUCUACAGCGGCCUACCUCGUCGCCAACCACCGGCGGGGGAAGCGCGGCCCUCGCGGCUCUCGCGGCCAGCGUGGCCAGCGAAAUCAUCCCCUUGUGGCAGCGCACUGUCGUCUCCGCCACCACCGUUGUUCCCAUUCACACCUACGCUCCACGGCCUGUCGUCAUGUCGGGACAAGGUAACGACGAUAACUGCAACAGCACCGUCGUCGCCAACACCACAGUUAGUAACAGCAACACUCGCGCUCCCCGGUCUGUUCUCACGUCCGGAGUACACGAUGGUGACUGCAACAGCACUGUUGUUUCCAGCAGCGACCGGAUCCCGGUGCCUGCCCACGAGACUGUGAAGCCUGUCGUCAGUUACGAGGAGUCACUCGUAGGCCACAUUCGGCUAGCGCUGGACUGGCAAUUGGAUGCGAGGCGCAGCGUCAUUGAGGCGGACCAAUUGUUCAAGAGGCUGAUGUUGAUGGGCAGUCUGUGA